CACCGUAAUUUUAUUUUGAAUCAGCUUCAAUUAAUUUAAUUUCACCAUGAAAUGAUAUCAUUGAAUUUAGCUAUCAGCAAUGUUUGAGCUAAAGGCGUGUGUGGUUUGUUUAAGUACUGCUGUGAAGUUUAAUAACAUUGACAGUGGUCCAUUGAGACAAGAAUAUAAUCUUAUAUCUGGACUAAAGACACAAACUGGAAAUGGUUUACCAGCAUAUAUGUGCAUAGAAUGCACAGCAUAUGUUAAGCGUUUUAUAAAAUUUCGGAAUAAAUGCCAAAGAGCUUACUAUACUUUAAUACAGCUAUUGGAAACAAAUAAACAGAUAACUGAACCCUUACUCAAUGAACUUAACAGAAAAAGGAUAAGAGUGAACCCUACACUGUCAUUCCUUGAUGCAAAUAAUCCAAAAGUAAAGUAUGAAAAUAUUAAGUUUAAAUGGGUGAAGGAGAGUCGGGUUCCCACACUCACAAGUGCCAUACCAACGUUACAUUAUAGUACCAUCUCUAAUGAUGUUGAAUUUGAAGUGCCAGCUAAAAGGGCCAAAAUUGAUAAUGAAGUUAUAAAUAACAAUACAAAUACCGUAGAAUCAAAAGACGAACAGGAUCUUCAAUUGAAUAAAGAUGAGGAACAUACUGAUGACUUUUUUGACAAUAAUGAAAUAGACAACAAUGAUGUGCAAUGUUUUGAUAAUGACAACGAAGAUGAUGUGGAUGGAACUAAUCUCGACGAGGAGUAUGCGACCGUGGUACCAAUUACUAUGAAAGAGGCGAAAGCAGUGGUUGAAGUGUAUAAAAUGUUUUCGCAAGGCAAAUUUCAGUGUAAAGUGUGUAGCAAGGCAUAUUAUACUGAAGCUCGGUUGAAGAUUCAUAUGAGGAUGCAUGAUACACAUACAAGUGGUAAAUUCUAUUGUGACUUGUGUGGUUAUUACUACAAGACUGAAUUUCAACUCAAGACGCAUAUUUCCGGAAAGCACAUGUAUAAGUAUAUUUGCAGGAAAUGCCCUGAAGUCAGCUUUGAUCGCACUUCAGCAAAACAGCAUUUCAUUUGGACCCACCUCCAAAAGGGAUCUAAAAAGCAUGCCAAUUGGUACGAAACAAAGCCCUGUACGAAAGGUAAGAAACAAAAGAGCGUGCUUUCGUUACGACCAGUCAGAAAAACUAGAAAAUUACCAUCAGACUUCCCAGUUUACUCGCCCGUAAGUCAAGAGGAACAAUAUGAAAUUGUCAAUCAGAGACGUCUGUCGAAGAAUUAUUUGGACUCUGCUUUCAAGUGCAACCAAUGCUUUAGAGGCUUCCGAGAGUCGAGUACUUAUGAGAACCACAUGAAGAAACAUGACCCGAACAUAUCAGGCAAGUACCAGUGUGAUGCGUGCAAGGUGUAUGUAGUGAAUCCGCGCCAGAUGUACAAGCAUAUGACAGUGAGCCAUCUCUUUAAGUACUCCUGCCAAUACUGCUCAUAUACUUGCUACAAUCGGGGACAAGCAAAACUCCACUAUAGGUGGCAUAAAAAUGUAACCUACUCAUGUCCACAUUGCAAGAAGGAAUUUGUCAAAGCCUCAACGCGUCUAACACACAUACGCAUAAAACACCCGUCGACGUUUAUAUGCACGCUAUGUGGGCACAGCUUCGUGAGCGAGACUGGACUGUAUUGUCAUAAGAAAAUCGUGCAUACUAAAGAAGAAAUAGAGGCCAGCGAGCGACAAGAGAUAGAACCGAACAGCACUCUGUAUUGCGCCGAGUGUGCGCUACAAUUUCACAACGAAGCUGCAUUUGCUACGCAUUUUGGCAGCUCUAAUAAACACGCUGAAACUAAUCUAUCAAUAAAGCCAGUGAAAUCUAAGGGCGUCAGAAAAUCCCGCGGCCGACCGAGGCGUUCCGAUUCUAACAUACUCAACAACGGCAUGGCCACACCUAGUCAAUGUGAAAUUUGCAAAAAAUUCUUAUCGAACGACGUGCAAGCCCGCAAACACUAUGAGUCUGAACAUCCCGGCACUGACUUCCUCAAGCGGUACAUGUGUGAUAUAUGCGGACAUACUACACGACAACACGCAAACCUAAUGGUGCACAUGCGUACACACACGCUUGAGAAACCGUACGCGUGCCCACACUGCGAACGGCGAUUUAGCAUGCCCAGCAAUAGAGAUCGACAUCUUGUGGUACACACCGGCGAAAAACGCUUCCAAUGUGAGCAUUGCAACCGUCGCUUCUCGCAAAGCAGUGCGGUCAAAUUGCACAUACAAACGGUCCAUCUUAAGAUACCCUACGCUCCAUGGGACAAGAAGAAUAGAAAAAGGAAGAAAGAUCUAUCAGCAGCCGCAGUCACACUGCAGAAACAAGAGACACAGAGCGAAUAUAUUAAUGCGUAUAUGUUUAAUUUGUAAAAUAAUUAUAAUGGAUUUGUUAAUUUUGAUAUGGGAAAAAAUUACAUGAGAAUUGGAAGAAUUUAUGUUUGUUGUACUUUUGACCAU
This is a messenger RNA of Colias croceus (clouded yellow), 2467 nucleotides long. Its product is annotated as zinc finger protein 726-like. Gene Ontology annotation, cellular component: nucleus. The record is from RefSeq and is a predicted model, not a curated record. Gene Ontology annotation, biological process: regulation of transcription by RNA polymerase II. The transcript is spliced from 13 exons. Lineage: Eukaryota; Metazoa; Arthropoda; Insecta; Lepidoptera; Pieridae. Gene Ontology annotation, molecular function: DNA-binding transcription factor activity, RNA polymerase II-specific; RNA polymerase II transcription regulatory region sequence-specific DNA binding; zinc ion binding. The coding region runs from base 80 to 2380 and encodes 766 amino acids.